AUGGCUUCAAAAAAGGAAAUGUCAAUCAAGCAGGAUCACCUCCCUAGUGCUGAUGCCCAAACUUUACAUUUACCUAUUAGUGAAUCCAUAAAUGUGAUGUUCCAAGGCUCCCAUGAACCCACUCAGCCAAGACAAGUUUACGACAACUCGGGUGCCGCAUUUAAUCCACUUUCUGCUCGCCGCACCGUCAACUUGGCUUAUGGAGAUGUAGUUCAGCCGUAUUAUGAAACCUACGCUCAACUACCAAAUGACAACUACCACUCUGAUUACCACCAUGAGCUAGCGCCAGAUGGGCACUCGCGGUUUACACCAAAGGGAGAGUUGGUACAACAGCGCCAUGAUGGGAACUUUUUGCAGCAGGCUGCUACCCAUCACAGUACAAUUCUUCCAUCCAACAGACGAACUGUGUCGACAGAGACACUGCUUCUGUCUCCACAACCACAAUCAGCUUCUAGUAUUGGUAAUGUUCCACUACCAUCUGAACGAAUUGGCCAUGAGUUCCCGGAACCAAAUCACCAGUCGAAAUACCCAAUUCCAGUAAAACCGAGAAUAGCUACCACAUACUGGAAUGACGAAAAGACGUUAUGUUAUCAAAUGGAGGCUCGAGGGGUGCUUGUGUCGAGAAGAGAGGACACAAACUAUAUUAAUGGUACCAAAUUACUAAACGUUGCUGGGAUGUCUCGUGGAAAGAGAGAUGGAAUAUUGAAGACAGAAAAAGAUCGAUACGUUGUGAGAGCAGGCGCCAUGAGCUUGAAAGGAGUUUGGAUACCUUAUGAGAGAGCCAAGGAAAUUGCUCGCAAUGAGGGGGUGGACAAUUUUUUGUUUCCUCUUUUUGUUGAAGAUAUAAAAGAGUUCUAUCUGACCAAAGGCUCACAAUUGAAGAGCGAUUGUGCACCAACGGAUUCUUACGACUCUUUUAUAAACCAAAGGUUUUUAGGCCCUUAA
This is a messenger RNA of Meyerozyma guilliermondii ATCC 6260, 945 nucleotides long. RefSeq names its product KilA-N domain-containing transcriptional regulator EFH1 (gene EFH1). Gene Ontology annotation, molecular function: sequence-specific DNA binding; DNA-binding transcription factor activity. Gene Ontology annotation, biological process: positive regulation of transcription by RNA polymerase II. The coding region runs from base 1 to 945 and encodes 314 amino acids. The transcript has a single exon. The record is from RefSeq and is a predicted model, not a curated record. NCBI's taxonomy places the organism in Eukaryota, Fungi, Ascomycota, Pichiomycetes, Serinales, Debaryomycetaceae. Gene Ontology annotation, cellular component: nucleus.